AUGUUGGCUCUACGACAUAGGCUACCCUUCAUUGCGUUAGGGAAGCGCUGGUGGCAGAAAUUGAUUCAAUCCAAGGACAACAGCAACGAUGUUCCUUUUCCAUGGCAGCAAUUUACCGUUUUAGCGCUUGUACGGAUAUGUGAACCAAUUGCGUUCAUGUCAGUAUUUCCCUACGCCUAUUACAUGGUUGAAUCAUUCCAUGUGGCUGAAAGCGAGGAAAAAAUUGCUCUCUUCGUUGGCAUGAUUACAUCUGCCUUUACCUUUGCCGAAUUCAGCAGUGGAGUUUUCUGGGGCCGUCUAAGUGACAAAAUCGGUCGAAAGCCAGUUCUCAUUAUGGGUUUGAUUGGAACCGCCAUCAGCAUGUUGGUUUUCGGCUUCGCACCAAAUUUCCCGACAGCCAUGGUGGCUCGAGCCCUAGGCGGAUUACUCAAUGGGAAUAUUGGCGUUCUACAGACGACAGUUGCGGAGCUAGUAACGUCCAAAGAACAGCAACCCCGUGCGUACUCGAUCAUGCCUUUUAUCUGGUGUCUUGGCUCAAUUAUUGGCCCGUACCUGGGCGGUGCUCUAGCCAGACCCGUCCUGAGCUAUCCUGGUAUUUUCAAGGCAGGGACCAUAUUUGAUCGGUUCCCCUUUCUACUCCCCAACUUGGUUUGUAUCGGCAUCCUCAUUGUUGGAAUUACGAUUGGCACUCUUUUCCUGGAAGAAACGCACGCCGAAAAGAAGCAUCGCAGGGACCAUGGAGUUGAAUUGGGCCGCUGGUUGUUGGGCAGAUUUUCAAGCCGUCAUGAAGAAGUUGCUGAACCAAUGGAAGUAAAGGCCGGACUGAUCAGCGAAAUGGAAAAUGAAGAACUCUAUGAAGACCAACCGCCAGAAUACCGAAGUAGGGAAUCAUCUCCUCGCCCGUCCUCGAUCGGCAAUGUCCGGCCCCGGGAAAUUGAUGUCGACCUUGAAGGGCCAAGGAGAAGUCGCCGCGUUGGUUUCAAGAACGCAUUGACAAAGCCGGUUGUCUGUGUUAUUGUAGGAUACGGCAUCUUGGCUUAUCAUAGCGUCUCCUUCGACCAGUUGAUGCCUAUUUUCCUGAGCACACCACCCUCAAAGGCCGAGAUUGACUUGCCGUUCAAAUUCACUGGUGGCUUGGCCCUUUCGACAAAAACGAUCGGCUAUAUGCUUGCUGUCCAAGGCUUUUACUCUCUAUUUGCACAACUCUUUCUUUUCCCCCUAUUGGUUCAGCGACUCGGCGCGCUCCGGACUCUUCGAUUGGCUCUAUUCACCUGGCCACCUAUUUACUUCGCGGUCCCUUACCUUAUUUUAUUACCGUCGGCCUUGCAGAUACCAGUUGCCUACGUGGCUUUGCUCAGCAAAAUUACGCUUCAUGUUAUUUGCUUCCCCGCAAUUGCGUUGCUGCUCGCCAAUACAAUCCCUUCCAAAAACGUCAUGGGAUCGAUCAAUGGGCUAGCUUCAUCGGUAGCUAGUCUGAGCCGGGCUCUCGGUCCUUCAAUCACAGGCCUUUUGCAUUCGCAAGGACUGCACAGUGGAUAUUCAAUCAUCGCCUGGUGGGCUUUGGGAGUUGUCUGUGUGAUUGGCGCCACCGAAAGUCUUCUUAUGGAGGAAGCCGAACCGAAAUGCCAACACGACACUGAAACUGUCACUGGCACGAACGAGCAGACAACAAGCGCUUGCCAACGUCAGCAGUCACUGUGCCCAGAAACCCUAGUGGUAUCAGAGGAGGCCGGGCUACUUUCGUUGACAAGUUCCGAGAUUUCCGAUCCACUUGAGAUCGCUCUCGACGAUAGACCGGAAAAAGACUGA
Talaromyces marneffei is the source of this 1809-nucleotide messenger RNA. RefSeq lists its product as uncharacterized. Lineage: Eukaryota; Fungi; Ascomycota; Eurotiomycetes; Eurotiales; Trichocomaceae. Bases 1 to 1809 code for a protein of 602 amino acids. The record is from RefSeq and is a predicted model, not a curated record. The transcript has 3 exons. Gene Ontology annotation, biological process: transmembrane transport. Gene Ontology annotation, molecular function: transmembrane transporter activity.